AUGAAGGGGGAAAAUCUACGAACUUUAAGUGAUACUAGUCUGCGUGAAGGAAUGAGUCAACAUCCUCUAAAAGGUGAAAUAAGUGAACCAGACUUCAGUGAUGUGGAAAUCAGAACUGUUCCAGUUGAUGCAAUAAGUGAACCUGGUUCAACGGAUGAGCUGAGUAAGCCUGCAUUAGACGAUGGUAGAUGUGUAGAUUUUCAAGCUAACGAAAAAAAUGAAGCUUUUCAAAAAGACGAACAAAGGAAAAUUUCUCAAGAUGAGGAGAAAAGUCAUAAUUCCCUAGAUCACGAAGAAUGUGCAAUUGCUUUAGAUGAGAGAAAAAAUAAACUUAUUCAACGUGAUGAAAAAGGUAAACCUGCUCUAAGACAUGAGAGUAGCGAAAUUGCUUUAAGAAAUAAAAUAAGCAAAUCUAUUCAAAUUGAGGACACAAGUGACUGUGUUCUAAGUGAUGAUACAGAUGAACCUACUCGAAUAGAUGAAAAAAGUGAAUCUAAUGUAGCUAAUGGGAUAAGAAAGUCUGUUGACCAAACUGAAAAGAGUGAAACUUUUCUAGAUUACCAGGAAAGUAAAUUUACUUUAAAUAAGAAUGGAAAUAAAAAUUAUUCAGUAGAUAAAACAAGUAAACUUGCUGCAGUAGUUGAAAAAAAGGAAUUGCCUAGUGCUGACGGAAACAUUGUAACUGCUUGCGACAGAAACGAAUUUGUUCCAGAUCAGGCAAAAAGUCGAAAAAUUAUAACUGAUGAAAAAAGUGAUCCUCUUCUGAGUGAUGGAAGAGAAGAACCUGCUUUAAGUAAUAAGAAGAGUGAACAAGCUUUAAGUGAUGAAGUAAGUAAGCUUGCUCAAACUGAUGAAAAAAGUAGCUAUGAUUUUUAUGAUGAGCCUACUGAUAUAAAGAAAAACGAUGUAACUUUUGAAAGUCACACAAAAAUUGAAACUGCUUGCGAAAAAGAUAAAUUUGCUCCGAAGAAGAUAGAAAGUGAUGUGAUUGCAUCUGAUAAGAAAAUUGAACCUGUUCUAAGUGAAAAAAGAAAUGAAUCUGCUGUGAAUGAUAAAAAGGGCAGAUUUGAAUUAAGUGAUGAAAUAAAUAAAUCCUCUUUGAGCGAUGGAAGAAGAGAAACUAGUCUAAUUAGUGAAAAUAAAGUAAAAAAAGCAACAAAUGAAGAUCCAGUGGAACUUGAUUGUGAGCAAUCAAUCGAAAUAAAUACUUCAGAAGAAAGUGAAAAACCUGUUACUCCUAUCGAAGAAUUAAAGGAUGCUGAAACAGGAACAGAUGAAAAUGAAGAAAAUAAGGAUGAGAAAGAAGAUAUAAGAAAAUUUGCUGAGCGAACAAAGUGGCGACAUGUGCCAGGCCUCGAGAAUAUUUCGAACUUGUCUUCAAGAGGUUACUCAGUGAAGAAACUGAAAGUAUUCCCUUGGUGGGAGGGUCCUCAUUGGCCGAAGUUGCAUCGUGAAGAAUGGCCUCAUUGUAACUUAUUUGAUGACACAAGCUUUGGAAAGAGGAAAAGUUCACUCGCUAGAAAGUGA
This is a messenger RNA of Uloborus diversus, 1527 nucleotides long. RefSeq names its product immunoglobulin A1 protease-like. The transcript has a single exon. The record is from RefSeq and is a predicted model, not a curated record. The coding region runs from base 1 to 1527 and encodes 508 amino acids. NCBI's taxonomy places the organism in Eukaryota, Metazoa, Arthropoda, Arachnida, Araneae, Uloboridae.